AUGGGCAGAGAAAUGGAGAGGCAGAGACCAAAAAACUGCUCAAUUGAUGGAGUGACUGUGAAAAGUGCUGCUGCUGCUGUUCUGACUGAGAAAGUGUAUCUGCAGUGCAUAUAUAUAAAAAAAGCUGUGAUAAUCCAGACGUACUGGAUGUUACAUAAUGUAACUCAUAAGGAAAAUACAGCUGUCUUGCAUCCAGUUUAUGGCAUACAUACCAAAGACAAAAACAAAUGAAGAAUUUAUUUUGAAAAUAGUCCUUAUCCUUCAUCAAGAGCACUUCAAAAGGUGGUGGUCUCCAUUAUAAAUAGUAUUUUCUACAUUGUAACUAACCCAGAUGGAAUUUUGAAAAAGGUAAUAGAAAUUACUCAUCCUGGAGAUGCUUUUGAAGUGUCUGAAAAACAAAAUAAUCCCAUGUUUACCAAGCCAGGAGGAAAUGUUGCUUUUACUUGCCCUUAUAAAACUGGAGAUUCAGUGCAGCGAGUGAUGUGGGAAAGGAUUAAAGCAGAUUGGGUAGAUACUGUCAUUCUGUGCAACUCGUCAGGAAAGCAAAGCUUUGGUGCGGAUUUCAAAGAAUCAACUUGGGAUCACAAAUGGUUUAUUACCUACAUAGCUGAAGGGAUUUCUGCUGGUGUUUCAGUGUUAGAUUUCCUACUGAUCUGAAUCACCACUGCUUAUCACAAAAAAAUUUACAGCUGGAUCCAAAGGAAUAUUUUAAACCACUAUCUAAGUGUGCUGUAUUCUCUUCCAAAUAUCUCUAGUGGCCUGAUUGAGAAUGUCUCUUCUUCCAAAGAAGAAAAAUAG
Molecule: messenger RNA, 798 nt
Organism: Cinclus cinclus
Lineage: Eukaryota; Metazoa; Chordata; Aves; Passeriformes; Cinclidae
Gene: CD226
Product: CD226 molecule
Biological process (GO): positive regulation of T cell receptor signaling pathway; positive regulation of immunoglobulin mediated immune response; positive regulation of Fc receptor mediated stimulatory signaling pathway
Cellular component (GO): external side of plasma membrane
Source: RefSeq, a predicted model, not a curated record